Messenger RNA from Homarus americanus (American lobster), 1621 nucleotides. It is a transcript of the gene edl, whose product is annotated as transcription factor ETV6-like. Gene Ontology annotation, molecular function: sequence-specific DNA binding. The record is from RefSeq and is a predicted model, not a curated record. The transcript has 3 exons. Bases 109 to 522 code for a protein of 137 amino acids. NCBI's taxonomy places the organism in Eukaryota, Metazoa, Arthropoda, Malacostraca, Decapoda, Nephropidae.
CAGACGUUGCGGAGUAAAGACGUGAGCGGUAGUGUCUGGUUUCUAUAAAGUGGUAAACCUGUGACUUGGGUUUUUAUUUCCGCGUUCAUCGUCACUUAUUAACAAAAGAUGCGUUCAGACGUGUUGGUGGGAGUUGUGGGCGGAUUGGGUGGUGGACGGCGGCCGCCCACCGAGGAGUACCCGCCUACAGGGGAGGACUAUCCCCCUAGGAGGGAGAUGAGCGCGGCCUGGCUCUAUCACGUGCAUGACCUCACCCUGAAGACCCUCAGAGCACGAGAACAUGCCGUCAAGAACACCCUACCUCAUGACCCGCGCACGUGGAGUCGUGAGGACGUCCACCGCUGGCUUCAUCACGUGUCUGAAGCCCACCAGCUGCCCAGGGUCUUCCCCGAGAGGUUCCUCAUGAACGGCAAAGCUCUCUGUCUUAUGACCCUAGACAUGUUCGUGCAGAGGGUCCCACUAGGAGGUAAACUGCUCUACAAAGACUUCCAACUUCGACUCUGUAACGCCAUGUAUGCCUGAUAGACUCUGAACCACCAGGUGUGUGGGUCCUUUGAGGCUCAGGUGUCUUCAGAUACCUGGCGAAGUGAUGUGCUAAGAAUCAGGUGUUUUGUUUUAGUGCCUGACGAAAGAGAGCGAGACCAAAAAAAUUAGUUAGGUGUUUAUAUAUCUGAGGAAACCAAAGUGAGUUCUGUAAAGUCGGGCUCAAGUCAGGUAUAUUAACCGGUAAAUAAACUAUGGUGAACUUAGGAGUAAGGUGUACAUAUACAUACAUGAAUAUUAUCACCCAAGGAUAUGAAAUAAAACGUCCAGAAAGUGUGAGUUAAUGAAGAGUCCGACAGAACGAUGUAAUAAACCCAGAUAGCCUUAUUAUGCAUGAGAAAAUUAUCCACGAGAUUCGGGGGUUGAGCUCAAAAGAUCCAGAGAAAAAGUUGUUCAUUUUUAAAGGAGUUUUCCCCCGAGUGGAUAUUUUGGACCAUGUGUCUCUCAACGUUGUGUUUGCAGCCAAAGAUUAUAAUAUUGUACCAGCGGUUCCUCAGCUUGGCGGGUCCUGUGUGUCUGGUCCUGUUCCUACUGUGUUAUUGUUUACAACUCUGUGGUUCCUCUCAGUCCAGACAUAAUUCCCGUUAUCGCCACAGGAAAUUCUUCGAUACUUCUCAAAGGAAUGAUCUGACGUAAAUGAAAUAAGGACCCCCUUUUGUUUCUUUCUCCAACUAUGAAAAGCAUGAACUUUUCUUUAGUUUCUUAUGAUCAAAGGCAAAAGAAGGUGAGGAGACCAGCGGCUGCCCGUCUCUACAGUACAGCUGAGGUGAUGGACGAGUGUUAGGUUCUACCACCCACCUCCUCACCCCUGCCGCCCCCCGUAGUGGUCAGUGUGUAGGGUGGUUGUCCAACAGGCCGUCGUUAGUCGCCGCCCUAGCCAGGCCCCCAACAACGCAUCGACCAGCAAACAGGAAACCGGUACACGGCACUUCCUGGUGUCUGCCACGCUGAGGGGAUGCGACGCACUUCCGUCCAACAGCGCCCCUCAUCGGCCAUCACCCACCGCCCUCCACCCCUCACUCUUCAUCCGCUUUCCCCCCUUCUCUUCAUCCGUCAUCCGCUUUCCUUCUUCAUCCCA